Marasmius oreades (fairy-ring Marasmius) is the source of this 1065-nucleotide messenger RNA. RefSeq lists its product as uncharacterized. Bases 1 to 1065 code for a protein of 354 amino acids. The transcript has 10 exons. NCBI's taxonomy places the organism in Eukaryota, Fungi, Basidiomycota, Agaricomycetes, Agaricales, Marasmiaceae. The record is from RefSeq and is a predicted model, not a curated record.
AUGGCUUCGUCGUCAAUCUCGCCUGAAGAAGAACUGGCUCCGUUUUUGAGCACCAGACAAAUUAUUGUGCACCCCAUUAGCACACUGUCGGCCAUGUUCUUAGUCUAUGGUUUUUAUAUUCUACUAUUCGGCAUUGCUGUUCGCUCUCUGGCUCGUCAGCUUCACCGGCCCAAUCGAAAACUAUUUUUAUGCUGGACAAUAACCCUAUUCGCUUUGAUGACCAUACUUGUUAUCAUCCAAGCAUGGAGUUUGAUUCGACAGUCGAUAAUUGACUUUGAUGCUGCAAAAUCCAAAGAUUAUCUACCAUUGAUAUGGUACAAUGCUCACGAUAUGGUGAAGGUUGCUCAUUUUACAAUUCUGAAUGUCCUGCCUGUACUCCAGAACUUCAUUACUGACACAAUGCUUAUUCACCGGUGUUAUGUCAUUUGGAACUCAAGGCAGCAAAUUGGGAUUCCUCUGAUACUUGUAUCAGCUGUAAUAAAUGCUAUCGGACUAGCAAGUACUAUUAUGGGUGCAGUUGCUGGGUCUAACAUGGAUGUUGACUCAAAUGUGAGGAUUUAUCAGAUUGGAAAUAAUAUCAACUCUGGAUACUUCCUUGCAAACAUGUCGUUCAAUGGGUUCCUCACGCUACUAACAGCUGGGAGAAUCUGGUAUGUUACCCAUGAGGCACGCUCAAUAAUAGGUGGAAAUGUCAGCAAGAGGUACAAAACAAUAGUUGCCAUCAUCCUGGAAUCUGGUAUCCUCUACCCUUCUGUCCAGCUGGUUCAGACAAUUAUAAAUUAUGCCUAUGAUCCGGAUGCUCAAGGCUCUAUUCCAUUUGACAUCAGUCCACUUUGUGUUCAGGCUGCGGGUAUUGCACCAACAUUGAUCAUCACAAGACUGGCAAAGGGAAAAGCCAUGGAUACCUUUCAAGGUGACAUGGCACACUCAACAAUGCACUUUGCCCCUGGUAUAUCUGCAGUGUCAGUGGUGUCACAGAGCCAGUCAGUGCAGUUACAGCAACAACCAAGCAAUGAAGCUUUGGAUAGGAAGGAAGAUGGUUUGAAAGCAAAGGGCAAUGUCUAG